AUGGCCGUAGGUCUCGCUUACUACUUCCUCAGGAAGCAAUGCCUUCCGCUACCACCUGGCCCUCCCUGCGUACCGAUCAUAGGACAUCUACCAUCAUUGCCUCAAGAUGAUCAAGCUGAACUUGUCUAUCAUGAAUGGGCGAAGAAAUAUGGAGAUGUGAUACGAGUAACCACUCUAGGACGCCGAAUAAUCAUUCUUGGCAGUCAGCAAGCAGCAACUGAUCUCCUUGAAAAAAGGAGUGGCAUAUAUAGCGACAGAACUGAAGCCCCCGUCUACGAAAUCAUGGGUUGGGGUGUGAACCUUGCGUUCACAAGAUACUCAUCCCCUCGAUUUCGAAAACUGAAAAAGAUGCUUCAACAGAAUCUCUCGCAAAGGGCUUGCGUUCAGUUCCAGCAGAUUCAAACAGAGAAUGCGCAUAUCUUAGUGAACGACUUGUUGGACAAUAAGGGGGACUACUUUUAUCUAGUCGGCAGAUACGCCACAGCUAUAUCAAUGAGAAUUGCGUACGGUCAUCAGAUCUGUUCUGAUGACGACGAGUUCAUUAGAAUUAGCACGGAGGGUGCAAAUAGUUUCUUGGUCGGCGGAACGCCAGGCACCACAAUGAUUGAUCUACUUCCUAUCCUGAGGUACUUUCCUUCUUGGUUCCCAGGCACACAUUACGCCGAAGCAGCACGCAAGUGGAAGCCUGUUGUAGAUCGGAUGCAUGGACAUCCAUACAACACUGUGCGCAACCGGAUGGCCCAAGGAACAGCAAGGCCCAGCCUUCUGGCGAGCGAGUUACAACGCUGGGGCGAACAAGAGUUAUCAGACGAAGACGUCAGCGUGCUCAAAGGCUUUGGUGGCGCGAUCCAUUCUGGAGGCACAGAAACUGUUGAGUGGUCAACAUCAAUACUCGGGUCGAAAACGUCUGCUGGUCUAGCAUUAUUCUCUAUGGCCAUGAUUCUACACCCGGAAUGCCAAAAGCGUGGACAAGAAGAGAUUGACCUGGUUGUGGGAAAGGAUAGGCUUCCUACGUUCGCGGAUAAAGAUUCACUGCCCUACGUGACCUGCAUUAUGCAGGAGAUUUUGCGAGGCAUCUCUUUGGACGAAAACGUCUACAAAAACCCUACAGAGUUCAAUCCCAGUCGAUUCUUGCCCACGUCGGCAGGCGGGAAUGGAGAGCCAGUGUUCAACACAGUAUUCGGAUUCGGUCGAAGGAUGUGCCCUGGGAAAUACUUGGCACCCGCGAGUCUCUGGAUUGCAGUAGCGAUUAUGCUCUCAACCCUCCAUAUCACAAAAGCGAAAGACGAACAAGGCAAUGAAAUCGUACCCUUAAUGGAGUUUGACCGUGGGGUGGUCAGUCACAUCAAACAUUUUCCGUGCGAUGUUUCAGUCCGUUCCGAGAACGCGCGAAAGCUUAUUUCUAAUGCUGUUGAAAACAUUGAUGUUUAA
Pleurotus ostreatus (oyster mushroom) is the source of this 1431-nucleotide messenger RNA. RefSeq lists its product as uncharacterized. The transcript has 10 exons. Bases 1 to 1431 code for a protein of 476 amino acids. Gene Ontology annotation, molecular function: iron ion binding; oxidoreductase activity, acting on paired donors, with incorporation or reduction of molecular oxygen; monooxygenase activity. The record is from RefSeq and is a predicted model, not a curated record. Lineage: Eukaryota; Fungi; Basidiomycota; Agaricomycetes; Agaricales; Pleurotaceae.